UACGAGCUCCCGAGCGAAUCCUGCCCCAGCCUUUUUUCUCCAUCUCGCACGAGGAUCAAGAGACUGCCGUUCCUCCGUCCUGCAGAGACACUGAUUUUGGAAUCGCACUUCUGUCGUCACCUGCCUUUCGCACAGUGGAGCGCCGUUUUCGACCCCUGGACAUCGCCGGACGUGUGUUACCCGCUUUACUGGAAGCGUGCCUCUGAGGAGUCUUGAGCGUCCAGACGCCACUUGUGCGGAUCCCGGCAAACGGAAUGCGCCCGCGAACUGCGAGCUUCAUCAGCGUCCUGGUGCUGCUGCUGCCUGUCGUCCUGGGCAGGUCGCUGGUCGGCCAAGGGGCCCGGCAGCGCAACGCCGUCGGAUUGUUCGUGUCCAAGGCACAGAGAGGCUCGCGAGUAGGCCCUGGCAGCAACCUGUUGCGCAAGUCGCACCUGAAGCUUCGCAACACCCCGCCUGACGUGAUGACGGUCUCCGAGUCCGAGUCUCUGGUGAUAGAAUGCGAAGCCGGUGGAAACCCCCCGCCCACCAUCCACUGGCUCAAAAACGGACUCCGCAUUGGACAGGACAUGUCGGGAAGCGAACGCACGGAAGAAGACGUGAACCCAGAGGGCGCGCCCAUGCUUGGUCUCAGCUUCACCAGAUCACGGCUGUUCAUUGAUUGCGCGUCGUCCCAGUACGACGAGGCCGAGUACACCUGCGUCGCCCAGAACCCCUACCACCGCAUGAGCAAGGGCACUAAGGUCAAGGUCACCAAGGUCGGCUCGGCUCGCUCCGGCCCCAUGUGCCUCGUCAAGAAGUCCUUCGUGGCCCCCGGUGUUCCUGCCCGCAUCACCAUGUGGACGCACACCCGCCUAGAGCUGAUGGGCAGUACUGUGCAGCUAUUCUGCCGACCUAUUGGCACGCCAAAGCCCAACGUCUCCUGGUUCGGCCCCGACGACACUGAGCUGCAGAACAGCGACAAAUACAAGGUGCUGGAAAACGGUGAUCUCGAGAUCCGAAAUAUUGCCUGGAAUGACAUGGGAGGCUACACGUGCACUGCCGAGAACUCGCACGGAGUGGACCGAACGUCAACCUUCCUCUACCCGACACUGCCCGACAAGGUGUAGGACCGUGGUGACUGCGCAGUCUUCGCUGCUUCCCGCAUUGUGAUGCGAGCUCGUUCUCCAACGUGGCUGGAUUGUUGUACAUAUCGUCGCCGAACAUUCCAGUGGUGUCCGGGCCCACCCCGCCAAGGCUUGCUGCCCGUCCGAGGCCCCUCCGACCCACAUCCCACUAUUUAUUGUCGACCCCACCCACGACACCUCGUUUCAUCAGCCCGCCCGCCUCGCUUCGCGUCUGCAUCGUAGUGUAGACCCUUUCCGAAAUCGUGCACCGACAGGCACCCAGUGCCGUCAGUGCAACGAAAUCCUCUGUCGCGUUAGCUCGACUUAGGUUGUGACCCAAGUGGCCUCUCGGUCCCACCUCGUUCAAACCAGCAAAGUGAAAUUGUCCUCCUCCCUCACCGACAAAAAGAAAAAAAAGAAGAAAGGAACCCUCACAAAUCCCUGCGCUCGAAUCGGUCUUUCAUGCUGUAGCGUAGCGAGGGAGCGCUCGGAUUAUGGGGGGUCUUAGAAGCUGUCAGGACUGAGGGGCCGAAGCUAAGCUUUAAUUAUUCGCGUUUUAUUUAAGAUGCGUUCAUUUUACCCGCGAUUACUUAGUGGUGCGUGUCACAAAGAGAAUGAACACUUGUCAUGUUUCAUUUUUGUUUGUUCGUUUGUUUGUUGGCUAGGUUUAAUAGGGUCCCGGAAUGGUUCCGCGAAAAACUGGGAACGGUGGUGGCAGCUGACAUGACGAACGCCAAGCUUAACGCGCCGGGCAGAAGUGUGUGAAAAAAAAAAAGAAAGAAGGAACUUACAGUGGGCGGCCAUAGGCGCAACCUCCAUACGAUGCCGUCGUUAGUCUUGCCUGGUUCUUGUCGCUGCCACCACCACCUGACAUCACGUGACCGUUUCGGAGCUGUUUUAAGGGCAGCAGUGGACGCCAUGUUAUUUUUCACCUUCAAGCAGUAAACUGCAACUACAGCUCCCUAGCGCUGAGUUGAGGGUGUUUUGUCCGAUAUGCUAAGUCAUCUCAUGCACCACACCACCUGCGUUACAGUAUUACGUGCGGUUUUAGUUUGUUGUGUUUUUUACUUGCGCGCGCAAGCCUCGGCCGCGUUCCGUGGGCCCCUCCUCCCAUACGUCUCCCCCAUUUCCAAAGCGGAUGCGCCUCUGGUCUGGUGUGUGAUAUGUCGCGUGUGAAGAAAAGAAAUGCGAUGUGUGCGGAAUUACAUUACGACGGCUUGAACGGAUGUUUCAGAGGUUGCUAUUAGAGAGCUUGUCGAUUUUAUUUUUGUUUCGCGACAACUCUUACACAGGGUCAUUGCAGUUGUUAUACCUCUUCACGAUACGUGUAGCGCGCUCUUACCGUCGCUCUUGUGUGACCGAUGUCUUUCAAGUUGCAGUUUUAUCGGCUCUAUACAUGUAUACACCAGCCCGGCGGCUGACUGUGAAAUUUCGGAAAGAGUCUAGUUUGGGCUUGAUUCGAAGAAGCUGGUGUACAUACGUAUAGAUGUAUAUCAAGAGAGCAUCAAUGUUGUUUCGUCCAGUUGCGUUUAUUAAAAGUUUGUAUCUCGUACGUGUGCACUC
Messenger RNA from Dermacentor silvarum, 2666 nucleotides. RefSeq names its product zwei Ig domain protein zig-2-like (gene ImpL2). The transcript is spliced from 8 exons. Bases 255 to 1106 code for a protein of 283 amino acids. The record is from RefSeq and is a predicted model, not a curated record. Gene Ontology annotation, cellular component: neuron projection. NCBI's taxonomy places the organism in Eukaryota, Metazoa, Arthropoda, Arachnida, Ixodida, Ixodidae.